AUGUGGCCCACUCCCAAGGUCGCCUCGCUGCUUCUCGCGGCGCACUCACUCCUCGUCAGCGGGUCCCCCGUCGACGCGGAGGCCGUAGAUGCCGCAGUCCUCGCCAAGCGCCAAUGCCCUCAGAUCCAUGUGUUCGGCGCCCGUGAGACCACGGCCCCGGCUGGCUAUGGCACGGCUGGUGUUGUUGUCAACCUGGUCCUAGGUGCUUACCCCGGUGCCACAGCUGAGGCCAUCGUCUACCCGGCAUGCGGUGGCCAGUCCCAGUGUGGUGGCGUCCAGUAUGGUGACUCCGCCCGUCAGGGCACCAACGCUGUUGCGUCGGCCGUCAACAGCUUCAACCAGCGCUGCCCGAAUACCCAGAUUGUCCUUGUUGGUUACUCGCAGGGUGGCCAAAUCAUGGACAACGCUGUCUGUGGUGGCCCUGACAGCGGCUCUGGGAUUACCAGCACCACUCCCCCCAUCUCUGCUGCGGCGCUUGGCCAGAUCAAGGCCGUCAUUGAGAUGGGCUCUCCGCGCUUCGUUGCCGGGUUGUCAUACAACGUGGGCACCUGCUCCGCGCAGGGCUUUGCCCCCCGCCCUCGCGGCUACGUCUGCGCGUCCAACUCCGGCUCCAAGAUGAAGAGCUACUGCGAUUCGACCGACCCCUACUGCUGCACAGGCAACGACGCCAACUCGCACCAGCAGUACGGCAGCAAGUACGGCCAGCAGGCUCUCGCGUUUAUCCAGAGCCAGCUCAGCAACAACGGCGGCAACCCCGGUACCCCAACUACGACGGCGGGCGGAUCCACGCCGACCAACGGCGGCGGUGGCGGAACCUGUUCGGCUUUGUAUGGGCAAUGCGGAGGUCAGGGUUGGCAGGGCCCGACUUGCUGCUCCCAGGGAUCGUGCAAGGCGUCGAACCAGUGGUACUCACAAUGUCUGUAG
Dichotomopilus funicola is the source of this 924-nucleotide messenger RNA. RefSeq names its product carbohydrate esterase. Gene Ontology annotation, molecular function: hydrolase activity; cellulose binding. The record is from RefSeq and is a predicted model, not a curated record. Bases 1 to 924 code for a protein of 307 amino acids. Gene Ontology annotation, cellular component: extracellular region. The transcript is spliced from 3 exons. Gene Ontology annotation, biological process: carbohydrate metabolic process. NCBI's taxonomy places the organism in Eukaryota, Fungi, Ascomycota, Sordariomycetes, Sordariales, Chaetomiaceae.